Cuscuta campestris is the source of this 5519-nucleotide messenger RNA. The record is from the annotation of a GenBank genome assembly. Lineage: Eukaryota; Viridiplantae; Streptophyta; Magnoliopsida; Solanales; Convolvulaceae.
AUACCGGCGAUAUUAAGUAUUCAAGCAAGCCUAGAUCGAGAAAAAGACGCAGAGAGGGGGAACGAUGAAGCAAUCUGGCGUGAAGAAGGAGAGAUCAAUGAUUACUUCGAAAGCAGAUGAGUUGCACAGAAGAUUUCCUUGAAGUCGAUCUGCCGGAGAAGGUAAAUUAAGGAGUUCUUCAACAAAUAAUUUUGUUCUAAAUGCAAGAUUUUUAUUUUUUUCAAGAUUUUGAUUUUGAAAAUAAGUUUUUUUGAACGGAGAUCAUUGACUCAUGCAUGUGAGUUUACUCAUGUAAAAACAAAGAGGUUGUCGAUUAAGAAGACCAGUUGACUUCUACAACAUAAAAUCCAUAGAGAUCAUAUUUACUAAGAGCAAUUGCCGUUUUGAUAUCCCCAUUCCCAUACGAGCAGUUUCGAUCUUCGUCCUGGGACAGGGCCGCCCAAUCAUUUAAGGUGGCCCUGUGCAACUCAAAAAAAAUCAAUGAUUAAAACCAAAAGUUAGAAUUGAACUACUCGUCUUACAAAAUUAAAGAAGAAACACUAAUUUAUAACAUUAAGAAGCAAUUAAACGAUAAAAUGAAUCAUUUAAGAUUUUAAGAUGCAAAAUAAAUAUAGAUUUCUAACACUAAAAUAAUUUCCAAACAAAUCUAAAGCACCUAAAUUGACUUCCGUGGACAAAAAAACCAGCAAAACUGAAUUUUCAUUGAGAGGAUGAAAGUAGCACGUCAAUUUGAAAGAAAAAAAACAGAGACAUAAAAAUUAAGAACUCACCAAAAAAGAAGAAGUUGAGGAAUUAUAAUCGGCAAAGGAAGAUGGUUUAUUUUCUGUAUUAAAAGAGGAAGAAUCGCAAUUGGGAAGAUGCGAAGGAAGUUUCGUUAGACAGCAGCGGAGGAACCGAAGAAGCGAAGAGUCUAGAAGUCUGGAACAACUGAGGAACUCAUCGGCCUUUUGCUUUCUUUAGUACCCAGUAAUAUACUACAUAUUAGGUUAUUGGCUUAUAAUUAUAAUUGGGCUAUAAAAAAUAUAGGCCCCUAUAUUUUAGAGACCGAAUAAUGCACACCCUUACUUUGGGUGGUUAAACAGGAUGAAAGUAGCACGUCAAUUUUUAUCAUCGCCUCUCCUCUCCAGGUUCCGCCAUUGCCGCAAGUCCGUUGUUAUUUGGGUAUCAGGUAUGUCACAAUCCCUGAUUUUUUUAUCUCAACUUGAAUUGCACAAUGUGUAAACUUUUUCUUCCUUUUAAAUUACCAAUGUGAUAAAAAUUUAAUGUUUAUGCUUCUCUUUUUGCACACAGAGAGUUAAAAAAAAUUAAGGAAGAUUAAAAAAAUCUCAAGUUCAAUUGCACGAAUUCUUACUUUAAGUAUUCUAAUUUAUGGGCAUCAAGUUAGCUUUUAUUCUAUACAUGACAUUUGAUUCAUACUCCAUUCAUACCAUUGAUGAAAAAAACACAGUCCUAAAGAACAGGCCCUUAGUGGGUAUUGGAAAGUGAGUGUUGUGUUCAAUUAGGAGGAAGGGAGUAUUACAUUCUGAAAUUUGACAGCAAGAUUGAAUAGCAAUUGCAUUGGGAAAACAAACGAGGAUAUAAAUUAAUUAUUUGUCAAAAGACAAAUAAAUACGAGGUCUUCAAGUUAAGGAAGUUUCCCACAAGUUCAUUUCACUUAUUGGAAGGACACAUCUAGAUCCUAAUUCGACCUUAUCCUAAUUCGUUAUGGAUUGAAAUAUGAUAGUAAAAACGUGAACUUAUUACUAAUCUUCUUUCAUCCUUCUAGGAAAUGUGUUUUAGUACUUGAACUCAUGUUUCUACUUUUUUCCCAGUUAUCCUUGGAAGUUCCUUCUAUUUCUAUUUGGAGAGAAGGCUGUUAGAGUGUUUGGAUUGAGGAACCCGAAAGAUAAUCCAUGGGCUGAAGGUGGUGCUGAAUUUGUGGUUGAAUCUACUGGAGUGCUCACUGAUAUGGAUAAGGUUGCUUCACACUUGAAGGUUUGAUUACCCUGGUCAAUUUUUCAUGUUUACUUUUAGAAUGUUUUUCUUUCAUUAGUAUUCCCUACGUCACCCUAGAGUAGGGAAAAUACUUACAAGCCUGGAGUGUGAUGGUUGCACCAAAAUCCGAAAUAGGGUCUCUGUUUGAAAACAACUUUAAAGCUGCUGCUGCUUCAGUCUUUCCUGAUGAUGGACAAGUCGACUCACCGUUAGGCGAAGCCCAGAAAUUAUUGGGAGGUUCUUUUAUGAAACGUGAGUUGACUUCGAGAUGUAAGAAUCACCUAGCUUCCUUAACAUGAUAAGAUACAUCAACAGAACUGUGAGGAUCCCCACUUGUCAACAACUGAAAGGGCAUAAAAAUGUAUACCCUUUCAAACUCUGAGAUGGUCAACAAUUGCAUUUUUAUUCAAGAUACAUCAAUGAGUGCAUCUCAUUGUAUAGAACUCAUGCAAGACCAUCACAGAGUUUGUUUACGACAACGAGAGUCUCCUAAAACUUGUGAGGGAUUUCUCCUAAAACGAUGUUGAUGUUGUCCUUCUAGCAUUAUCAUGUGUAAGAAUCUGGUCAUAAUAGCCAUAGACUCAUGAUUUCUGCGUUUGAUACAAUUUCUAUGCUCAGAAUGUUUAUUUUCUCUUUAGGGAUGAAAUGAAGUAUAAUUAAACUCUCUUCGGAGUUAACUCCUCUUCCAUAUGAUGUCCCUUUUUCCCUUUCAUAUUCGCAGAGCCUUGGAACAUGCUUCUUUUUCCCUUUCAUAUUCACAGAGCCUUGAAACAUGCCUCUUUUUCCCUUUCAUAUUCACAUGAAGGAUUGAUAGUUUUGCUAUUAUGGUUCACAAGAAUUUUUGGGGAGAAUACAUUUUUUUAAAGAUAUUUAGUUUUGCUAUUCUACUGCUUGCCAGUGAUAUUCUCUCUUCAAUAGGAGAAGCAGAGAACCAACCAUGUACUAUGUUAAUAUUGUCUUUUCUUGAAUCAAAAUUGAAAUGUGUAUUGUGUCGAUUUUAAAAUACCAUUAGUGUAUCAGUGUAUGAAACCACAACCUCUCUACCUUGGGGCUGAGUUGAUCUGUUAUUGUCUGCCUACAUCCUGCCCUGAUACUAUUUGUGAGUGGUAUAUAUUGGGUUUGUUUGGUUUAAUAUUCCUGGAUUGAUGUGUGUGACUAUUCAAUCCGGUAGGUUUUCCACUAAAAGAUCCAAGAAUCCAGGUGGUCAGAAACUUGUUCCUGACAAGUGAACCCGUGUCAUCAAUCUCGUGGAGAUCCUACUAUAUAUUGACUAUGGAUCUAUAUGUAUUUCCUACUCCUUACAUGAUAACAUGGGAUUACUAUUUUGAAACCCGAGAGCACAUACUUAUGAAUCAGUCAUGGGAGACCCGGCAGAUAUGGAAUAUGUAGGUUCAUUUAUGUCUUCCUUUUUUUGUAAUGCAGUGAUGGCAAAGAGUUCACAAAAAUCUACAAUGUGCAACAAUAUGACUAAUCAUGAGAAGAAUAUUUUUAUACAUGUGAGACAUUCUCUGCAUGUAGAGAACUAUCCAUUAUUUAUAGUAAUGAAGUAUUUGACAGAAAAUUUCUUCAUUAAUAUGAAAUUCACGUGAUAUGAUGAUAUUGACUGUGAACUUGGUAUUAAAUUUAUAGGGUUCUUUGUGUCUUUUGUAGGUUGAGAAUUAAGAAUUUGAAUUUUGACACCACAAUGGAGAAUGCUGUAAUGGGCUACUUAAUUUGUCAAUCAAAUACCAACUUGCAAAAGCUUUGUGCUAUGUUAUUCAUAUGCAUGAGAAAACUUUCUCAUGUAAUCCUUUAAUAUAAUAUUUGAGAGUAUUACAUGAUGACAAGUGUACUUAAUUCACCCCUCUUCUUCGUCGUCCCAAUCUCCAGCGGAAGAGGCCUCUUCACGCCUUUCCAUCUUCUUCGGGAGAAAUCCGGGAUUUAUCUUCCAUCUUCGUCCGAAUCAAUAGCCGAUCCAGGUCUACUCCCGGAUCAACAUUCCAUCUUCUCCAAGAAGGAAAGACUUCAUAUUAGGUAUUUUUUUCCCAAAUUUUUUGUGGGUAUUUAUGUAUUGUGGAGCAAAAUCGGGUCUUGCGAUUAUAUUUCUUUGCAAAAUAUUAUUUCUUUCAAAUGAUAUGGGGUCAUUCCAUGGGUUCAAAAACCAUGGUUGAGAAGAUUUGUUUUGAGCAGUGUCAAGAACCCCUAGAUGAUUAUGCCAAAAGGGCUCUUGCUUCGCUAGGAUAACAGGCUUCAAUAGAGUUCCUGGAGAAAAUAUCAGUUUGCACGAUCCGGAAAUCGCUCAGCGCUUUUAUUGUAUUUAUGGCGAAAAAGCACCAGAAUCAGCCCAGUUCUUCAGCCCAAAGCCUUCCGAAGUCUGCGCACAGAAGCUUCUCUGCUCUUUCUCCUUGCUCUUCCAGUAAUUCCACUGCAGGAAAGCCUUUCGAAGUCUUAUUUUUAUUUUAACAUAGAAGUUCACCUUUUUAGUUUUUUCAUUGGAUGACACCCUCUUUUACUAGAAAUAGUGACAAGUUUACACGCAUAAGCUUUUUACUUCUUCAACUUAAUCGUCUCCCAAGAAAGAAAAUUCCGGUUUUAGUUCCGUCUUCAUCGCAGGUCCAUCGCAAUAUGCACAUCCUUUCUUCCAAAAAUAUGCAGAUUUUUCACAUCGAUUCAUCGCUAUAGACAGAUUAUUCACGAAAGGAAAUCUCCAUAUGAUCAAGAUUACGAGAAUCUUUAAUCGUGAACAGAAGUGUUUGUGGCUUCAAGACCUAGAAAGGUCAUUGAAGAAAGGUCCCUGAUUGUGCUUGGAUUUUUUCAAUGGUUCAAGAAUUAGAAGGGCGUGAAGGACACCCUCUGGCUGAAAGUGACGACCAUGGCUAACUUCAGCUGGUCUCCGUUGGCAAGUUACUGGAAAUAAGCAGGGGAGGAACUGUGGAAUCAAAUGAUAUUGCGAGUGCGGAGGGUGGUGAUUUCGUGGCAUGUUCCAGUGAGAGCCCUCGAAAACCAAAACUUCCACAUUGUUCAUUAUGUGGACAUCCAGGAAGCAAGCAGGCUCACCUCAAGUCUGGUCGUGAGUUCUGCAGCAACACUGGUGAGGAUUGCAAGCAGAAAGCCCCGGGUUUCACAUGUAGCUAUUCAUCAUGUGAUAUGGAUAGGAAAGAAAAUGAUCAGAGAAAAAAUGAAAAUUGGCACAUUAUAGUCUGCAGAAAGAUUGCAAUGGAGGACUUUCCACAUGGUUUGAUCAUUAAUAUGUACUUGCACUAUGACAACAGACACGUCAUUUGUAGGUGAUGAUGGCCGCAAGAAGAUAUCGUGGACAAACCCAAAACUCAUAUGCAAUUGUUAUUCAGUUGGUAACUUCAUGGAUUCCUAUUCUCAAUUCUUGAUCUACCUAUUUGUUUACCAAAAUAUUUGAAUUCAUAUGUAAUAUCCUGAUGCGUUGUAUCAUGACCAAGAUAGUGCUAUUUAGUGCAAAUAUUUCUUUUUAGUGCAAAUAUUUCUUUUUAUAUCCAACACUCUCUCAUAAGUUUCACCGUAAUUCAGUUUAAGAAAAAUAGAAUGUGGGU